AUGAUAUUUUUCUUUACUUUCUCCAACUUCCUCCCGACGCCCAUCUCACCAACAUAUGCCUCCUCAUGUGCGCGCCAUGCCGCGGUGACCAUGCCACCAGGCAGCGGUGGAGGAGAGGGAGCAGGUGGGCGUGGAGGUGGGGCGGCUGCUCAUCGUGCUGGGGGCGCGGCGGGGCGAGGUGGCAGUGGAGGCAGCGAGAGCACAGCUGGAGGCGAGCUUUGCGGAGGAGGCGGAGGUGGUCUUCACCACCGCCAUAUAUUCGCCCGGUUGGCGCACGGGUUUGACAUGUGUGUGUUUGACGAGGCGGCGCAGGCCAGUGAGAUGGCGGCCCUACCCCCUCUCACGCUGCGCUGCCAGCGCUGUGUGCUCGUGGGCGACCCCCAGCAGCUGCCCGCCACCGUCAUCAGCCGCCUCGCCUCCUCGCUGGACUACAGUCGCUCACUGCUGGAGCGCUUCCAGAGGGCGGGCUGUCCAACACUACUGCUGACGGAGCAGUACCGCAUGCACCCGGCCAUCCGCGCCUUCCCCAGCCGCUACUUCUACUCCGACCGCCUCACCGACGCGCCCGCCGUCACCGCGCUGCCCGACGAGCCAUACCACGCCGACGCGCUGCUGCGCCCGCUGCUCUUCUUUGACGUCAGCGCGGGCCGCGAGUCGCACGGCGAGCGGUCGGUGUCGUACCAGAACACCACCGAGGCCGCACUUGCUGUCGCUCUCUUCCAGGUGCGCCCACGCCUCCUUCUGCGCCCAGGGCUCCUGUCGCACCUCUGCCUGCCACUGCAAGUACACAGGUUUCACACAUCUCAAAUGAGCCAUUGUUUGGAUGCUCCUCACUGGCCUCCCACCCACCCAUCCGCCCUAAACCCCUGGCAGCGGCUGCAGGAGGUGAGUGCAGCAGCGGGUGCCACGGGACCGGUGCCGGUGGGGGUGGUGACGCCCUACCGCCAGCAGCUCAAGCUGCUGCGCCGCUCCUUCGACCACCUCGCCCGCUCCGCCCCCCCGCCCCCACUGCCGCUGCUUGCCGCCCCUACCACUGCUGCGGUGCAAGCGGCAGGGAAUGUUGCUGUCAUCCAAGUGCAGCAGCACGAGCAGCAGCAGCAGCAGCAGGGGCAGGGAGGGCCAGACCCAGGCAGUGCUGCGAGGCAGGAGUGGCAUCCCGCCCUCCUCGCCGCACCACCACCCCCUUGUGCGCCUGCUGCUGCCGCGGCCCCACGGGUGUCAGUGGCAGCGGUGGCAGCGGGCGGGGCGGCGCUGUACGUGAACACGGUGGAUGCCUUCCAGGGGCAGGAGCGCGAUGCCAUCAUCCUCUCCUGCGUGCGCGCCUCCACGCGCGGACUGGGCUUCGUGGCGGACGUGCGCCGCAUGAACGUCGCCAUCACGCGCGCCAAGCGCUCUCUCUGGGUCAGCCCACCUCUCAAUGAGCCACGCCUGCCAUUCUUCAUGUACCUCUGUGCCACAAUUCUUGGCAACGCAGUGUCGCUGCAGCGCUCACCGGCGUGGGCGGCGCUCAUUGACGAUGCGAAGCAACGCGGAUGCUUCCUCUCCUCCGACUCCUUCGCGCCCACCCUCCUCCCCUCCCUCGCCUCCACAGGCCCCCACCGUUCCUCCCCUCCCCGACGACAUCCCCCCCGCCGCCAUUCUCCUCGCCGCGUCGCUCCUUCUCGAAAUAAUUCUGGUUCUGGAGGCAGGAGAGGGGAGGAGGGCGGAGGGGCUGCUGGUGGCAACAGUGGCGCGGCGGGUGACAGGUGGGAGCAGGGCACGGGGAGUAGUGGGGUUCAGGGGCUUUCAGAUGGGCGGAGGGGUGAGGAGGUGGGGGAGGAGAGGAGUGCAUGGCCAAACCGCCAUGAGGGCACACGCAGAGGUGGGCACCGGCAGGGCCAUGGGCAUGGGUAUGGGCAUGGGCAUGGGCAUGGGCAUGCGCAUGCGCAUGGGCAUGCUUACCGGGGUGGCCAUUCCCGUUACAAUGGGCAGAGGUAUGCUGGCAGCCAGCAGGCAAAGUCACAUGAAGGUGCGGAAGGGCUGCAUGAAGGGGAGGCAUUGCCUUCUGGGUUUGAGGGGCAGGCUGAGAACGGACGAGAGAGGGACUGGAAGAGACGACGAUUGGACAAUGGUAAAAGUAUGUGA
Molecule: messenger RNA, 2124 nt
Organism: Closterium sp. NIES-65
Lineage: Eukaryota; Viridiplantae; Streptophyta; Zygnematophyceae; Desmidiales; Closteriaceae
Source: the annotation of a GenBank genome assembly